CACAGGCGACUGUGUUCAUCCGCCGGCCAGAACCAUGCAGACAGCCGUCGUCCUGUGCCUGCUGGUGGCGCUCUGCAGCGCUGCCCCCUCCACGAGGUCCCACUUGCCCAGACCGCGCCUCGAUGGCCGCAUCGUGGGCGGCGAGGCCGUAGACAUCUCGCAGUACCCCUGGCAGCUGUCGCUGCAGAAGCUGGGCUCCCACAGCUGCGGCGCCUCCAUCAUCAGCUCCACCUGGGCGCUGACGGCGGCCCACUGUAUCGAGGGCUCCUUCGUCAACUUCGUGUCCCUCAGGGCCGGAACUUCCACCCGCGGAAGCGGCGGAACUGUGUACGAUGCUGCCGACGGAUAUUACCACGGGGAUUACGACUCCGAUACCACUGACUACGACGUCGGCGUCAUCCAGAUUGACGGAUCAUUCACCUUCGAUUCCAACGUUCAGGCAGUGAGUCUCGGCACGACGGAGCCAUCUGCAGGCACAGCGGUGACCAUCACGGGCUGGGGCGCCUUGUCCUCCGGAGGCUCCUCCCCCAUACAGCUGCAGGCGGUCACCACGUCCAUCGUGGCUCGUGCCUCCUGUAACUCUGCCUACGGCGGCGAGAUCACGCAGCGCAUGAUCUGCGCAGGCGAAGACGAGGGCGGCAAGGACUCGUGCCAGGGCGACAGCGGUGGACCACUGGUGGAAGGAUCCACCCAGUACGGUAUCGUCUCCUGGGGAAGAGGAUGCGCUGAGGCCGGCUACCCUGGCGUCUACUCUAAUGUGGCCAACUUGCAUUCCUGGAUAACACAAGUCACUGGCGUGUAACAAGCCAUCCAGCCGUAAAUGAAUAAAUUAUUCUUAAUUGUAACAUAAGAUCAUGAGAAUAAAACGUUUCUUCUGUUA
Schistocerca americana (American grasshopper) is the source of this 880-nucleotide messenger RNA. Its product is annotated as trypsin delta-like. The transcript is spliced from 2 exons. The record is from RefSeq and is a predicted model, not a curated record. NCBI's taxonomy places the organism in Eukaryota, Metazoa, Arthropoda, Insecta, Orthoptera, Acrididae. Gene Ontology annotation, molecular function: serine-type endopeptidase activity. Gene Ontology annotation, biological process: proteolysis. The coding region runs from base 35 to 802 and encodes 255 amino acids.